AUGUAUUCUACUUCUCCUUGCUCGACUACUCUGACUUACGCGACGCCUUCUUCGAAAAAGUAUUCGAUAGCCGACGCCGAGAACAGCUACUUCUACAUUCCGCCGUGCAAAUCGGUUGUUCACUCGGAAAAGGUAAAAAUUGCGUUUUCUGGCGAGAGAUUCUAUUCUUUUCCAGCCUUUGACAGUGUACAUGGAGAACGGAGCGACGGACGGUCUGGAGAUGGAAUGGGUGCGGCACUCGUCGGCCGCCACCGUCUUCUACGUGCUCACCGCUCUGCUCACCAUCGGAUAUUACGCCAAUUCCUUUCUUUUUCAGUACGGAAACUACGCUCCGAGAUUCAGGGUCAGCAUUUUCGGUUAGUUACAAAAAAGUUCCUCAGCUCAAUCAACCAUUUCAGAUGAGCCAUUCCUGACGCGCGUGGUGAUUGUGCAAUGGCUGGUGCUGCUCGCCAUCCUCGUCACCGGAGUCUUCCUGUACCGCCGACUCUUCAUGCCCAUCUACAUCUAUCUCGCCAUCCUGGCCACCAACGGAACACUGGUGCUUUUCGUGCUGAAAGUGAAGGAGCUGGUCGACGAACGCAUCACAAUCAGUGUGUUCUCCUUCCCUCUUCUGUUCCUCAUGCAUUUCUUUGUCUUUCAGUGGACAUCUCGUUGAAUAUGCUCGGUCUUCUGUUGUUCUCCGCCGUGCUUCAUGACAUCGUCUACUUCUACGCGAUGCAUCUGAAGCUCGUCGAGUGCCAUCCCGUCUCCGUUCCGAUAUUCCGCCACGAAACGACAAUACCGAAUGCGUACUCGUCAAUCCAUUCGAGUCGAUUCGCGUCUGACAGCACUAAACUCUCUGUUGAUAAUCUUGUUUAAUUUUAUCCUGUAUACCCGAAUCUAUUGCUUCAUGUACUAUCAUUUUUCGAUUCCUAAAUAACCCUAUUCCUAUUGUGAUUUCAAAUCGCCCGAUCUAUCCUUUCCCUAAGUUCCCGUAAGAAUAAUUAUACGAGUUGUAGAUGAUCUAUUAACAAAUUUAUUUGUAUUCUAAUAAAUUCGAUGAUUUUUUUCUAAUAAUGACUAGUUUGAGCACGAAUAUUCACAGUUAAAAAAAUGUAUAUUUAAAGUUUUUGAAACGACACUCCGAAAUUCCGUCACUCGAGGUUUAUCGUAAAUCGUACGACUCUUGUCAAAAAGCGAAUUUAGAUGCAUUUCACUUCAAAUCUGCACGUACACUCUUUUUUACACUUAUUUAUUUAAUACAAUAACUUUUAAUCUAUCAGAUUUUAUCGAUUUAUCAGUACAUGUUUGUGAAACUGCGCAUUUGCAUCAUUCGAGCUAGAGAAACGAUAUUGCAGGGUAAAAAUGUCACUGAGCAAGCUCAGUCAGACAUGUUUUAGUCGACACCAUGCUAGAACAUUCAUCAGAUUGUCUAGUUCAGGUAAAAUUCAAAAGUUUUGAACGCCAUCAAUGUGUCCCGUUCAGACUUCAAAUCCCUCUUGGGCCCACCGGCAGUCGCCAACCCGUUUGCCGACAAUGGACGGAUGAGACUUCCUCCGAUCGUUCCUAUUGCUGUACCAACAUGAGAAAAGAAAUAAAAACAAGAUUUCCAAGUUUUCAGCACGGAAAUGUGUUCGCUUCGGUCAAAAUCCCGAUCAACGAUACCCCAGAAGCCGUGGCCUUCAAGCCAGAAGUUGAGGAAGCACCACAAGUUGUGAAGAUUGAGAAGGUGAUGAAAAGCAUGUUGAGGAAAUGUCCUUAUGCUGAAAUACUCUAGGAGGUACCGAGAGUGGAGGCAGAUAGAGUGGCGAGCUCUCCAACGCCGGCGACGACACCAUCGGCCAUCGACGAGUUGAACUCGUUGAAGGAAUCUCUCGAGAAACUCGAAGCUGCCGCCGCGAAAACGACUUCUUCCGGAGACUCGAACGAUAAUAACGAUGUGAGGAAUACCUCGUCCGUAUAACGGUUCUUCUCACUUUGACCUGUUUACAGCAACCUGGAAACUCUGAAGAAGUGGAGGCCCGUCGGAAGCGAAUGGAACGGAACACACGGAUCGGAGGAUACGUUAUUCUCGGUGGAUCUAUCGUUGGUUUCAUCUCCUUCUGUCUCUACUACGGUCGCGCUCAACGAGAUGAAGCUGGAAAAGUGAUCGAAGACGGAUUCAGUGGAUUCCUCGCUCCGUUUUAUCGCAUCGCCAACAGUUUCAAACUUUGGAGAGAUGUACGUGUUCGAAAUCAGAAAAGCUAGGAAUAUUCGAAUGGAAACUUUUUCAGUACGUCGUGGAGCCAGCUCGUGAGCAGCUUCUGCCGGAUCCACUUCCAGCGCCGUAUCUCCAGCCGAAAUACACGAUUGUCAUCGAGCUGAAGAAUAUUAUGGUGCAUCCGGAAUGGACUUACAAGACCGGAUAUCGAUUCCUGAAGCGCCCGGCGCUCGAUUACUUCCUCGACGUGAUUGGAUACCCGAACUUUGAAGUGGUCAUCUACUCGUCCGAGUCGAUGAUGACGGCGGCGCCGGUCGUCGACAGCUUCGAUCCGAAACAGAGAAUUAUGUACAAGUUGUUCAGAGAUUGCACCAAAUACAUGAAUGGACACCACGUGAAGGUUCAGUUAAAAUAAGUUGCCAUUUUGAAAUCAUAAUUUUUACAGGACUUAUCAAAAUUGAAUCGUGAUUUGUCGAAGGUGAUCUUCAUCGAUUUCGACGUCAAGUCUGGCCAGCUCAACCCGGAGAACUUGCUGUUAGUACCGGAAUGGCGAGGAAACAUGGAUGAUACCAGUCUUGUCGAUCUGGCAGAACUUCUGAAGAGUACAAAGAACAUGAAACACAUUUUAAUCUACAUUUUCCCAUCAUUUCAGCAAUCCACUUGUCAGACACUGAAGACGUCCGCCCGAUGUUGCAGUACUACUCGCAGUACGACGAUCCGGCGAAGGAGUUCCGUCGGCGAGCGGUCUACCUGGCUCAGCAGGAGGAGCAGAAGAAGAACCAGCCGGACGAGAGUUCGAUGCUCAAACGAUACUCUGGAAAGCUGUUCGGAUUCAGAAGACACGCAACAGUCUAA
This is a messenger RNA of Caenorhabditis sp. 36 PRJEB53466, 3034 nucleotides long. NCBI's taxonomy places the organism in Eukaryota, Metazoa, Nematoda, Chromadorea, Rhabditida, Rhabditidae. The record is from the annotation of a GenBank genome assembly.